CUUGUGAGAAAGUAUAAAAUGCCGACAUGCAGGUUUCAGAGAUACACUUGUCAAAUAUCGAUAGGGAACACAAAGGGAAGAUACCCGAGACAAUCUCCGGACGUAUUGACAGGGACCGAAAACAAGAUGGCGGACGACAAAAAAGCGAAAAUGGAAGAAACGAAAGAUACAAAGAAGGACGAUAAAAAGGCGAAAAAGGAAGAGAAAAAGGAAGAGAAAAAGGAAGAGAAAAAGGAAGAAAUGAAAGAUACAAAGAAGGAGGAGAAAAAGGAAGAAAAAAAGCAAGAAAAGCAUGAUGAAAAGAGGGAGGAGAAAAAAGAAGAGAAAAUAGAGGAAAAGGUUGGCGUUAAGGACAAACGGAAGUGGCCGAUGUCUUAUCAGGAAGAAAUGGAAUAUCUAACAAAGUUUGAAGGGUGUUACACAUAAACAGAAACUCUCGUAUUUAAAUUUCUUCAAAAUGGCUGACAAGUCAAAAGCUGGAGAGAUAACAGUGUUACAAUUCAGGGACGCCGUUCUUAAAUUAGGGUUCCAGGGCAGGACACUGGAAAUCGCACAGAUGUUUGUCGACCUGAACCCCGACGAGGACCGCGUGGUUACGAUAGACGAGUUUAUGAAUGAAAUGUGUAAAGAAGACAGUCGAAAAAGAACGGAGAAAGACAUGCAGGUGAUUUUUAACCAGUUGGAUGCCAAUAAGGAUGGUUUGAUAACUCCUGACGAAAUCGCCUUAUGUCUGAAGAAAAGCAAUCGUUCUAUGCUCGAGGAGAACAUUGAAUCUAUGAUAAAGAAAAAUGACCAUGAUCGCGACGGAGGCCUGUCAUUUAAAGAAUUUUUGGUAGCUGCAAAACGGAAGUAAAAUAUUAUAAGCGGAAGUGACGUUUUAAGAACAACGUAAAACGUAGGAAGUUGUACGAUAUAGUUAGUUAUCAUUUAUUUAGUUUAUUUACCAAGAUAUUAGUCCGAGAUGAUCUUAUACUUUGCCCAUGGUCAAAUGUCUGUCAUACAGUGUAUACUGUCAAAGAAGAAAUCUGAUAUACCGAACACGUUUUGAGGACAGAAUAUCAAAUCAAUUUCUGACUCUGAUUCGUCAAAAAAUUUAAUGAUAAUUUUGUCGGGAGAAUACACUAAAAUGAGUGUAUUUUAAAGGGAUAUUCGCAUAAAGUACAAUAUCAUAUGAUGAUUAAAAGAAAAUAAAAACAAAUCACAAAAGCAUCUUGUUUUUAUGGAAAUAGUAGGCCUCAAUUUACUGAUAUAAGCAUAUUAUAUCUUAUUUGUAGAAACGUUCGCCCGGCCCCUAUUGCGUCAUAACAUAUUUGUAGUUUAGUUUAAAUAGUAUUUAUUUAUAUUCAAUACAAGUGUACAUAUACAUUGCAAAUUGUACAUUGGUGAGGGAUCUAGAAACAAGCUUAAAGCUUAUAUUAAUCCAUUUCCCUCUAAGGUUCGGCAUAUUGGUGAUUAGUAUGGUGGUCGAGAUACAAAUACGGUUUCAUAAUAAUAAACAGAAAAUAAUUACUUUGACAAAAAGGUAAAUUAUGGUGAAAUUUGUAGUUUAAUGACCGAACAGUAUGGAAUAUGUACAUGUAUGUACACUUUAAAAUCGACAAGAAAUAAGCCGAACGAAUUUGCGACCUCAGAAAAAGGUAUAUGUUUCAGUGACCCCUCAGUUCCGGAUUCCCUAAUGCGCUAUAUUUAGUCGGUCUAAUUUUAUAUUAGCCAGUGGUAUUCCCACUAAUUUCGCUUGUUCAACCUUAACACAGAAAAAAAUAUCUUGAUGCUGAUAAUAAUUAAAAAAAAACUCAGCUGAAAUUGUUCUUGAAAGGUACAGAACAGCCAGAAAUAUUCCAUCUUGUGCGGAUCAUACCUUUAGGUACUGAUCAAUCACUUUAUUUUAUCUAGUUCAUUACGUCAUCUAUAACGUCAUUUAAACUUGCCUUACACGACGGUAUAGGGACACGAGCAGCUAACAUGUUUGUGAAUUCUUUGUAUGGCAAUGGACAGUCUCGCUUAGACUGUCGGAGUUGCCUCCCGUCAAACGACCAUUAUGAACUGGAAUUCGUGGAGAAAACAAUUGAAACUUCGAGGACGAGUUUCAUAACAUCAAAGCUACUUAAAAAAACCACAUACACACUUAUCAUCACAUAACUUAGAAAACUUACAUCUUGGCAGAUUUUAAAGCCAAAUCUUGAUUACAAGAUCAGGGUUGAGUGUUUGUUUGUCUUAAAUUGUUCCCUGCUUGCAGCUAACCACAAAGUCACCGUAGAGAAGACACUGUCAGUAUCUAGGUGUAAUGACCAAUGGUUUUGACAGACUGCACUGUCUAGGCAAACAUUUUGGUAUAUACUAUGACUAGUUUUGUGCCAAGCUUUGAAUAUCUGUUCGCUUUUAGAACUCAACAUUAUUAUUUUCUAUAUAAAUGACCCUUACAGUAGCGUAUGUAAAACAAGCAUAUAAUUUUAACGCAGUAAUUGUGACGUCAUCAAUACCCAUGACAUCACGCGGUUGAUCGGUAGUGAGACGGUAACGUUAAUACUCGCCUAUUGAUACAGUCAAUGGAAAUGGAUUUCUGAAAAGACACACCGGCGGUAAUCUUGAAUGAGGCGACUAAUGUGAGAACCAAUCAGAUAUGGGUAUUUACUAUCUUAAGACGUGAAUGCGGUCAUAAUAAAAUUGAUGCACCUUUGAUAAUGUCUUUUAUCUAUGUUUAUAUCUAAUUCCUAACUGUCUAAUACGUUAAUGUUAUAUUGUUUGCGAAACCUCCUUAUGGUCUAACAUGUAAAAUUUUUCUAGCUUACAAAAAUUGCGGAACAAGUAAUAUCAACUUAUAUUAGUCACGCUAGCUCGCCCGCAUUUAAACUCGCGAGGAGUCUUAGUGUUGGAGGAAACCGGAGUACCCAUAGAAAACCCACGUGAUCAGGCAGAUGACGCCUAACCUUUUCACUUCCGAUCGGGAAAUCGAACCCAGGACGACGGGCGAAAUGCAAAUGUGCCCCCACCCGACAACCCACGGUCUAAGUGUUACGCAUCAGUAAGUAAAUAACCACUUACUAUUCAUUCCCCGA
Messenger RNA from Pecten maximus, 3056 nucleotides. Its product is annotated as caltractin-like. Gene Ontology annotation, molecular function: calcium ion binding. The record is from RefSeq and is a predicted model, not a curated record. Bases 458 to 853 code for a protein of 131 amino acids. The transcript has 3 exons. NCBI's taxonomy places the organism in Eukaryota, Metazoa, Mollusca, Bivalvia, Pectinida, Pectinidae.